Molecule: messenger RNA, 272 nt
Organism: Staurois parvus
Lineage: Eukaryota; Metazoa; Chordata; Amphibia; Anura; Ranidae
Source: the annotation of a GenBank genome assembly
AUGGGUCACUCUCAGGAGCUCAGUGAAUUCAAGCGUGGUACCGUGAUAGGUUGCCACCUGUGCAAUAAGUCCAUCCGUGACAUUUCCUUGCUACUAAAUAUUCCAUGGACAACUGUUGGUGGUAUUAUAACAAAGUGGAAGCAACUGGGAACAGCAGCAACUCAGCCAUGAAGUGAGCAGGGUCAGCCAACUGUCUGCAGAGUCAAUAGCUAAAUUCCUCCAAAUUUUGUGUGGCCUUCAGAUUAGCACAACAGUGCAUAGAGAGCUUCAUG